Messenger RNA from Lepisosteus oculatus (spotted gar), 1877 nucleotides. NCBI's taxonomy places the organism in Eukaryota, Metazoa, Chordata, Actinopteri, Semionotiformes, Lepisosteidae. The record is from RefSeq and is a predicted model, not a curated record.
ACCCCAGCGAUCUCUCCCCGACAGACACGGACGCCCCCAACGACACACUGUCAGGAGCGGACUGGGUGGUCCUGACUCCGAAGGCCGGGCUUCCCGUCGCCAAGGACGACAGCAGCCACACCUCCAUCCUGGUGGGCUGCCUGGUGGCCAUCAUCCUGCUGCUGCUGGGGGUCAUCGCCAGCAUCCUGUGGCGGCAGCACUGGAGGAAGCUGCUGGGCAAGGCGCAGGGCCAGUCCCACGAGGAGCUGCGAGUCCACCUGUCCGUGCCCGGCGACACCGUGGUCAUCAACAACACCCACAACCCCCUGGGCUCGGCUCGAUACAGCAGCCGGUACCAGCGCAUCCAGUCCUGCGCCGGCGAGCCGGACCGAGAGGAGCACAGUCCAGGGGAGUACCAGGAGCCCAGCGUCCUGCUGAGGCAGAGAGAGGCCACCGCGCGGCCACUGAGCAACCUCCUCCUGCCGUCGUCUCACAGCCUGACCCCAGCUGGGGACGAGGGUAGCAAGCCCAUCAACACGCAGGCAGCAGGUGGGCGUGGCUACAGCGAGGCUAUGGCCCCGCCCCUGCAGGAGGCCCCACCCCCGUACCCCGGGGCCCCGCCCCCUCCCAGCGUGCCCCACUACGCGGAGGCCGACAUCGUCAGCCUGCAGGGCGUCAGCGGGAACAACACGUACGCCGUGCCCGCGCUGGCGGCCGAGGACAGCGCCCCCGCCGAGCUACCCCGCGCCUGCCUGGUCUUCAGGGAGAAGCUGGGCGAGGGGCAGUUCGGGGAGGUCCACCUGUGUGAGAUACACAGCCCACAGGAGCUGCCCGGACUGGAGUUCCCCUUCAACAUCCGCAAAGGGCGCCCCCUUCUGGUGGCCGUCAAGAUCCUGCGCGCCGAUGCCACCAAGAACGCCAGGCAAGUGCUGCUUGUUCCCCCCUCCCACCCCUCUCUGUGUAGAGCCUCCUGGCCUGACUGGAGGAGCUCACCCAGCUGUAAAAGCAAGAGCCCGCCUCUCCGCAUACGACCUCAGAUCAGACGAGACGACACGCUGAAUUUAUGCAUAUACCGGCACGAGACCGAUAGUCGACAAGUACCUCCGCCCGGAGGAUUCAACCCGGCGGGUUCCGGUCGGCCGUCCCGGGACCGGCGGAUCCCCCAGCAGGACCGCCUCCCGGGACCGGCGGACGUUACAGCCCCCUUCGCCACGACCUCGCCACAUCCUGGGGCCCCCCUCCCCCGGCGCGACUGUCAACCGGGGCGGACUGUCCUCAGUGCGCCCCAACCGCGUCGCGCCGCCGGGCUGGGGACCGGCCUGCGACAGGGCGCCAGGGGUCUGCGGCGAAACACACGGGGACUCUCUCUCUCCCACAUCGAUGCUGUGUGCUUCGUGGUCCAGGCGUCUCUGGCGCGGCUGACCUCCAUCCAGCAGUACGUCUUGGACUCCAUCCUAUCCAUCUUCGGGAAGGAUAUCGCCGAGAACAUCCUCGUCACGUUUGUGGACGGGAAGGACAUCCCCGUCCUGGGCGCCAUCAAAGCCGCGGGAGAAAUCAAUCUCUGCGCCGUCAUGGAUGACGCUGGAUUCUGUGUGAUCUGUCCAGGUAACUGCCACUACUCCGAUCACAUAUCCGAGAUGACGAUGUGGGAGUACGAAGUGGUCAAGGUCAUGAAAACAGUCAAAGAACUCAAGGACAACUUUGUUAAGGCUUCCGGCAAUUUCAUGUCGACGAAGGAGAUGCUCGAGAAAUUCGAAAUGGACUUCCAGACGAUCGAGGACAAGAUCAUACAGCUGAUCAGGCUGUCCUCCAACUGCCUGGCGCGGCUGCAGAUCGCCCUGAAGCCCAACGCUCUGUCCACGGCCGCCUACAUCGAGCUGCUCAUCCGCAAAGAUUAA